AUGGCUUCCAUUUCACUUCCUCCGCAGUCCCAGGCGGGCUUCCCGCCACAUUUUGAUACCUCGAAUCAGUCUGCCAGCCCCGAUCGUCGCGAACACAUGCACACACCAUUGCCUAAUCCCCCAUUUGUCUUUCCAGCCCGGAACCCGGAUUCCCCCAAAACCCAAUCGGAGACCCCUGAGCGCCGGGAACGUGCCGCAUUGCCCGCAUUUUCUUUUAAUCCCGGAUCAGAACAGGAGCCAUCCCACCUCUCAGCGCCAUCCUUGUCGAAUCCUCGCGCGGGCGGACACCGUCGGCGACCCAGCGAGUUUGUUGGAACCGACCACUUGGUAACACCGGAAAUAGUUGGACCAGGUCACAAACGGGCAUCUUCUAUGGCAGAUCAACAUCUUCCAGCUCCAGGGCCUGGUUUGGGUAGGGGUCCUGGACGACGGGGCCAUGCCCAUCGCCGUUCGGCUGCGAUCUCUAAUGUCGACUUGAACACUAUCACCAAGGCACUUGGUCCCAAUUCCGGCAUGGCAAGCGCGCCUACUACACCCGCCGACCCUAAUCGCAAAUCUGCAUCUGAUAUUCCUCCGCGACCGGUCUCUCAGUCAGGUAUUAGCCUCGGCCGCCCCACGCCACCUGCGUCUCCUCAACUCCCUCCCGUCCCUCCUGUGCCCCCAAUUCCAGCUGUCAUUCAAGCGGAAAUGGCCUUGAACAACCAGACCUCGCAUGUCGAGCGACCAGUCUCUGCUGCUUCGCAUGGUAACUCGGAUAGUAUGGCCACAAUUAAGGUGCAGCAAGAGGUGGAGAAGCCCACUUUCUCAGAUAGGGUAACGCCAAGACCUGAUUACAACCCAAAACCUCGACCAAAAACAGCCGAUGCCUCUUUGGUGAUGGAUUUUAUGCAGAUGGACGACGACUCAGGAUCCUCCAUCAAACGUUCUCACUCGGCUGCUGGGCACUCCCGCUCCCGAAAGAGCAAAUCAACACCGCAUCUCGAUUCGACUCUCUCGACCGAUGAUAUUCAGUCGACAGACAACUACCGACCUUCAUUUUCGGACGAUGGUUCCGAUACAUCUGGCGAUGAAGCGACAGAGCACUUGUCGGACAACAAAUCCCCUAUUAAGUCGAAAAAGAAGAAGCAGAAGCGUGUUCGCUCUUGGGCCGGCCACAUUCUAACCCGAACCAAGAGCAAGGGCAAGGGUAAACGCCAUGCAAAGACUGACACAAAAGAGGAGCCGCCUGUACCUCGCACUCUCGCACCUCGCCCCCCUGCUCUUACUCGGACCAACUCAGGAACCGGAUCGGUUUUAGACGUUGAUUUCGAUAAUGACGAUGUCGUUGUCAUCCGAACUCCGACCAAUCCGACAAUGCCUCCUUCUGCCCUUGAUCCAAUUCAAAACGAUCGUCAAUCCGAUGAUGGUUGUUCUUUGCCUACACAAACUCUAGAAACCUCGUGGAAACCGAGAAGUUUCUAUGAACAGGGGGUUGGCCCACAUGACAAUGUGUUAAGUAGCCCCAUCAUCGACCUCGAUGCUGCACUCGGUCCUUUCAACACUCCCGACAUGCGACCAGUGACCCAGGGUGCGCCCAACAACAAUUUUUCGGUUGCAACCCAGCGGAUGUACAGCGGCGGAAGACGCGGUGAAUUUGUUGGCCCAGAGAUGCGAUACCAUCGGCGCACGGAAAGUGCUCCGGCGAUGCAACCAUUCGACCGCACUGCUCUCGGCGCAUUCCGUUUGGGACCGGCCUCAGCAGUCGAAACGCCCGAUGUGUUUGACGAGGAGGAAGAGGAUGCCUUCCUGGCUGCCUCCCAGUUACCUAAGGGUGAACGCCUGACGGCGAACACGACAUCGAUCGACGAUGCAGUUUUCUCGUCAUCGGAGGACGAUGUGAAAUCCAUUCACAGCAAUGCUACCUCUGGCACUAGUGAUACUCUGACCCGUGCCCCUACCGGUAGCAUUUCUUCUCGGAAUGCUGGCUUAGGCAUUCGACAAGGCGAUAAACAUCUGAGCCACGAACAGCCGGAGGAACGAAGUGCCCAUGAGCAGGUGCAUAAUGCCAGCAAUCCUUUCGCCAGCAAGCCUCGAACCCCCGUGGAACUUUUGAAGACCGAAGAACCCGCGCAUAAGGUGAUCGCACCUCCCAGUCCCGACAUUUCUCCCCGCUUCUUAGCUAUCGACAAGCGGCCAGCAACGUCACCCACUGAAAUGCUACCUAAAAUCCCACCAUUCGCGUUACAACCAGGCAUUUCGCCGUGCGACUCGUCUUUUCCGUCUCCGGAUGCUCCGCGGUCAAUUGCGGCAUCCUCGAUGACUGACCGGAACCUCUCCAGUCACUCGUAUCAUCAUCUUCCUGCGGCAGAAUAUCCUUACGCAUCGGUUGAAGAUGUUCCGUCUUUGACCAGCAGUGCAUCGACCAUGACUAAUACUCUGAAUCGUUUCUCGGCUGCUUCUUUCCUCCCCCGUGGACGUCUUUCUACCGACCGCGCCGCGUCCUUCUCAGCUGCUGGUACCAGACGCACCAGCCAGGCUAACGCCUCCAAACGCUCUAGUCUAGCCAGCCUUUCCAAGCUGGUCGGUGGUGCCCAUUCUGAGCGGAGCAAGCUCAACCAGGAGGAGAAAACCCCUAGCAACGCAUCCGACAAAACGAAGAAGAAGGGCCACCGUCUCAGCCGAAUGAUGCACUUCUGGAAACCCAAGGACAAAGAAAAGUCAUCCAAAGAGGCGGCACCAGAACGGCCGCAGUCGUAG
Messenger RNA from Penicillium verrucosum, 2736 nucleotides. RefSeq names its product putative cell wall proline rich protein. The coding region runs from base 1 to 2736 and encodes 911 amino acids. The transcript has a single exon. NCBI's taxonomy places the organism in Eukaryota, Fungi, Ascomycota, Eurotiomycetes, Eurotiales, Aspergillaceae. The record is from RefSeq and is a predicted model, not a curated record.